This is a messenger RNA of Quercus robur (English oak), 1849 nucleotides long. Its product is annotated as UDP-glucuronic acid decarboxylase 2-like. The record is from RefSeq and is a predicted model, not a curated record. Gene Ontology annotation, cellular component: cytoplasm. Lineage: Eukaryota; Viridiplantae; Streptophyta; Magnoliopsida; Fagales; Fagaceae. Bases 196 to 1494 code for a protein of 432 amino acids. Gene Ontology annotation, biological process: D-xylose metabolic process. Gene Ontology annotation, molecular function: UDP-glucuronate decarboxylase activity; NAD+ binding. The transcript has 7 exons.
AAAUAUCAAAAACCCAAACACCACCUCUCUGACCCUUCCUCCAUUUUUCCCACUCGCCGAAGCGUCCGAGUUGCCGGCGAGUUAACUCGUAACUCAGCACACACUCAAUCACUCACCGAUUCUCCUUCAUUUUUCACCCCCUCAUUUCCUUAUUACCCAGAAACACAAAAUUUUGAAUCGUUUAAGAAGAAGAAGAUGAAUUCGGAGCUGAUUUUCAGAGGACACGAGAGCCAACCCGUGUCGGACACGUACACACCGAAGCAACCAAAGCCAUGGUUCUCUGUGACCCAACCGAUUCGCUACAUGCUCCGAGAGCAACGCCUGGUGUUCGUCCUCGUCGGCAUUGCUAUAGCCACCGUCGUAUUCACCCUCCUACCUUCCUCCUCCACAUCCCGUGUCGAGUACGGACACUUCACGAUCCCGGAAACGACGACACGGCUGAGCCAGUACGACCAAAAACCCAUGUACGAGCACCGCUCAGCUUUCCACAUGUACAGCUCCGGCAAAGUCCCCUUGGGGCUAAAACGCAAGGGUUUGCGGAUCGUGGUGACCGGCGGGGCCGGGUUCGUUGGGUCCCACUUGGUCGACCGUCUGAUGGAGCGAGGCGAUAGCGUGAUCGUGGUCGAUAACUUCUUCACCGGACGGAAAGAGAACGUGAUGCACCAUUUCGGUAACCCCAGGUUCGAGCUCAUCCGACACGACGUCGUCGAGCCUCUCUUGCUCGAGGUCGAUCAGAUCUACCAUCUCGCUUGCCCUGCCUCUCCUGUUCACUACAAGUUCAACCCCGUCAAAACCAUCAAGACCAAUGUUGUGGGGACAUUGAACAUGCUGGGACUUGCGAAGAGAGUGGGUGCGAGGUUUUUGCUAACGAGCACAAGUGAGGUGUACGGAGAUCCACUGCAACACCCUCAGGUCGAAACCUAUUGGGGAAACGUCAAUCCUAUUGGUGUUAGAAGCUGUUACGACGAGGGAAAGCGUACGGCGGAAACGUUGACCAUGGACUAUCAUAGAGGUGCAGGCGUUGAGGUGAGGAUUGCAAGAAUCUUCAACACCUAUGGACCCAGAAUGUGCAUCGAUGAUGGUCGUGUGGUCAGCAAUUUUGUUGCCCAGGCAUUAAGAAAGGAGCCUAUGACUGUUUAUGGUGAUGGGAAGCAGACUAGGAGUUUCCAAUAUGUAUCUGACUUGGUGGAGGGUCUGAUGCGCCUAAUGGAAGGAGAACAUGUAGGCCCUUUCAAUCUCGGUAAUCCGGGUGAAUUCACCAUGCUUGAACUUGCUGGGGUGGUCCGGGAAACAAUUGACCCAGACGCAAAGAUAGAGUACAAGCCCAACACAGAGGAUGAUCCCCACAAGAGAAAGCCUGAUAUCACAAAGGCUAAAGAGCUACUUGGCUGGCAACCAAAGGUGGAACUCCGCAAGGGUCUUCCUCUCAUGGUCUCAGAUUUCCGGAAACGUAUCUUUGGUGACCACAAGGAGGGUGGCGCUACUACUGCGUAAUUCUAAGUCAGGCAUAUAUACUUGAAGAGUGAUGACAGAGGGAAAAGAUAAUUGUUUCUUGGAAAGCAAUUCUCAGCUGUUUCCCUUCUCCAAACAAAAUACAGUAGCAACACCAAGAAGGCAGCAUUUGUGCUGCUUGAUUCUUCUUUGGAAUAGGUUUUAGGUGUCCCUUUGGCAUUUGAUUUCCAUCAUCUUAGUAAUUUCUGGGUUACAAGCCCAUUUAAGCGUAAUAGAUUUGUGAUUCCAAAAAGUUCCUUUCCUUAUUUUUUAAAUUUGAUUUGUUAAGAGGCCUACAGUAAUAGCUUUACCUGCUGCAUUCUCAUUCCAGCUUAAUUAUCGCAGUUCAGUUUGUUUC